Molecule: messenger RNA, 5563 nt
Organism: Malurus melanocephalus (red-backed fairy wren)
Lineage: Eukaryota; Metazoa; Chordata; Aves; Passeriformes; Maluridae
Gene: GRM1
Product: glutamate metabotropic receptor 1
Exons: 8
Coding region: 16-3510 (1164 amino acids)
Biological process (GO): G protein-coupled glutamate receptor signaling pathway; regulation of synaptic transmission, glutamatergic
Cellular component (GO): postsynaptic density membrane
Molecular function (GO): G protein-coupled receptor activity involved in regulation of postsynaptic membrane potential; adenylate cyclase inhibiting G protein-coupled glutamate receptor activity
Source: RefSeq, a predicted model, not a curated record
ACAUCGUGCAACAAAAUGAUUGGCGUGCUGCUGGUCUUUUUUCCUGCUCUGCUCCUGGAGAUGGACUUGCUGCCCAGGAGUGGUGGUCGGAAGGUUCUCCUCUCUGCAGCCUCCUCKCAGCGGUCGGUGGCUCGGAUGGACGGGGAUGUCAUCAUCGGGGCCCUCUUCUCUGUCCAUCACCAGCCGCCAGCUGAAAAAGUGCCCGAGAGGAAGUGCGGGGAGAUCCGGGAGCAAUACGGCAUCCAGAGGGUCGAAGCCAUGUUUCACACGUUGGAUAAAAUUAACGCAGACCCAGUCCUGCUACCCAACAUCACCCUGGGCAGCGAGAUCCGAGACUCCUGCUGGCACUCUUCCGUGGCCCUUGAGCAGAGCAUCGAGUUCAUACGGGACUCGCUCAUCUCCAUCAGGGACGACAGGGACGGAGGCACCCGCUGCAUUUCCGACUCGCAGACCCAGCCCCAGGCCAGAGUGAAAAAGCCCAUCGCGGGGGUCAUCGGCCCCGGCUCCAGCUCAGUUGCUAUCCAAGUCCAAAACCUGCUCCAGCUCUUCGACAUUCCCCAGAUCGCUUACUCCGCCACCAGCAUCGACCUGAGCGACAAAACGCUGUACAAGUACUUCCUCAGGGUGGUCCCCUCCGACACGCUGCAAGCCAGGGCCAUGCUUGACAUCGUUAAGCGUUACAACUGGACCUACGUCUCCGCGGUCCACACGGAAGGAAAUUAUGGGGAAAGUGGAAUGGAAGCCUUCAAAGAGUUGGCUGCCCAAGAGGGUCUCUGCAUUGCUCACUCUGACAAGAUCUACAGCAACGCUGGSGAAAAGAGCUUUGAUCGCCUGCUCCGCAAGCUGCGAGAGAGGUUACCCAAGGCUAGAGUGGUGGUUUGCUUCUGCGAGGGAAUGACGGUGAGGGGGAUCCUCAUUGCCAUGAGGCGCCUGGGAGUGCUUGGGGAGUUCCUGUUAAUUGGAAGUGAUGGUUGGGCAGACAGAGAUGAAGUCAUUGAAGGUUAUGAACCUGAGGCAAAUGGAGGCAUUACUAUCAAACUGCAGUCUCCAGAGGUCCUGGCGUUUGAUGACUACUACCUGAAACUGCGUCUGGACACCAACACCCGCAACCCCUGGUUUCCUGAGUUCUGGCAGCACAGGUUUCAGUGCCGUAUUCCAGGGCACCCACUGGAGAAUCCCAACUUCCAGAAGAACUGCACUGGCAAUGAGAGCCUAGAAGAAAAUUAUGUGCAGGACAGUAAAAUGGGRUUUGUCAUCAAUGCAAUAUAUGCUAUGGCUUAUGGGCUACAAAAUAUGCACCAUUCCCUUUGCCCUGGACAUGUUGGACUGUGUGACGCUAUGAAGCCAAUUGAUGGCAGCAAGCUCUUGGAGUUCCUCCUCAAAUCUUCAUUCAUUGGUGUUUCUGGAGAAGAAGUUUGGUUUGAUGAAAAGGGAGAUGCCCCUGGAAGGUAUGACAUAAUGAACCUGCAGUACAUAGAGCCCAACCGCUACGACUACGUUCUCAUAGGGACCUGGCAYGAGGGCGUGCUCAACAUUGACGACUACAGGAUUCAGAUGAAUAAGAGUGGAAUGGUGCGAUCAGUGUGCAGUGAGCCAUGCCUGAAGGGCCAGAUUAAGGUGAUCAGGAAAGGAGAAGUGAGCUGCUGCUGGAUUUGCACGGCUUGCAAGGAGAAUGAAUUUGUUCAGGAUGAAUUCACAUGUAAAGCCUGUGAGCUUGGCUGGUGGCCGAAUGCUGACCUGACAGGCUGUGAACCCAUCCCUGUAAAGUACCUCCAGUGGAGCAAUAUAGAGUCUAUUGUGGCUGUUGUCUUUUCCUGCCUGGGGAUCCUGGUCACCAUGUUUGUGACCCUUAUCUUUGUGCUCUACAGAGACACCCCCGUUGUCAAGUCCUCCAGCCGUGAGCUCUGCUACAUUAUCCUGGCUGGCAUCUUUCUGGGUUACGUCUGCCCUUUCACCCUUAUAGCCAAACCCACCACCACCUCCUGCUACCUCCAGCGUGUCCUGGUGGGCCUCUCCUCCGCCAUGUGCUAUUCCGCCCUGGUGACCAAAACCAACCGCAUCGCRCGCAUCCUGGCGGGCAGCAAGAAGAAGAUCUGCACGCGCAAGCCGCGCUUCAUGAGCGCCUGGGCCCAGGUGGUCAUUGCCUCCAUCYUGAUCAGCGUGCAGCUGACGCUGGUGAUCACGCUGAUCAUCCUGGAGCCCCCCAUGCCCAUCCUGUCCUAYCCCAGCAUUAAGGAAGUUUACCUUAUCUGCAACACCAGCAAUCUGGGCGUCGUGGCUCCUGUAGGCUACAAUGGACUCCUCAUCAUGAGCUGCACUUACUACGCCUUCAAAACCCGCAACGUGCCCGCCAAUUUCAACGAGGCCAAGUACAUUGCGUUCACCAUGUACACCACUUGUAUCAUMUGGCUGGCCUUCGUGCCUAUCUAUUUCGGGAGCAACUACAAGAUCAUCACCACCUGUUUCGCAGUGAGCCUGAGCGUGACAGUGGCUCUGGGGUGCAUGUUCACUCCUAAGAUGUACAUCAUUAUAGCCAAGCCCGAGAGGAACGUCCGCAGUGCCUUCACCACCUCAGAUGUGGUGCGUAUGCAUGUCGGGGAUGGCAAGGCACCUUGCAAGUCCAACACUUUCCUCAACAUAUUCCGGAGAAAGAAGCCAGGGGCUGGAAAUCCAAAUUCUAAUGGAAAGUCUGUGUCAUGGUCUGAACCAGGUGGAAGACAAGAUCCAAAAGGGGAACAUACAUGGCACAGACUCUCAGUGCAUGUGAAGAACCAGGAGACAGGGUGCAAUCAGACAGCGGUGAUCAAACCCCUCACUAAAGACUACCACGGCCAAAGUCUGACUUUUACCGACAUCAGCAGUAAGACUCUGUACAAUGUGGUGGAGGAAGAAGGUAGGGAGCCCGUUCGCCUCAACCAGUCCAGCAGUCCUCCCAUGGUGGUGCACAGGCGGGUGACAGCGACACCCCCUCUGCAGGCCACGGCGGAGGAAACCCAACUCUUCUUGCCUGAGCAGUCCCCCAAGACACUGCCCCUGCAGCCACAGUCYCUCAUGGACCAACUGCAAGGAGUGGCCAACAAGUUUGCCACCGGCGCCCCCGACUUCARUGCUGUGGUCCCCGCUCCUGGCUCAGGGAAUGGCGUGCAGACUCCCUUCCCACCCCCGCCACCGCAGCAGCCGCCCCUGCAGCCCUUCCAGGUGGCUGCCUUCAGCGAGGAGCCYCUGUCUCCCCCGGCCGAGGAAGCAGAGAGCGAGAAGGUGAGGCUCAUUCAGGGAUAUGUGUAUGAAAAGAGCACAGAGGACGAGGAGGACGAGGAGCCGGCAACGAGCAAACUGACUCUAGAAGACUCUCCRGCGCUGACGCCCCCGUCCCCAUUCCGGGAUUCAGUAGCUUCAGGCAGCUCCGUGCCCAGCUCCCCUGUCUCAGAGUCGGUGCUCUGCACACCCCCAGAUGUGACCUACGCCUCUGUCAUCCUGAGGGAUUAUAAACAAAGCUCGUCCACCCUCUAGAUGCUGCAAGAGACGAGGUGGGAAGGACUUUGUCAGUUGCCCRCUGCGAGGACUUGGGGAGACAAGUCUCCCACGGCUGUGGGGAGAGAGACCAGAGAACAAAGUGACAAAUGAUAGGGCAAAAAUUUCAUCCUGCACUUAAAUAAAAUAAAAUGAAACAAAAAGAAAAUUUAAAAUCCAUUCUGAGGGCUCAAGAUUCUCUAACUGCUAAAAUUAAAAAUAUUGUACUUUGGGAAAAUGUUAGGAAACUGUAACAAAGCACAAACUAAAAAGACAACCUCUAUAGCAAAAAAAAAAAAAAAAAAAAAAAAAAAAAAAAAAAAAAAAAAAAAAAAAAAAAAAAAAAAAAAACAUGCAGGAAAAAAGUAUAAUCAGACUUAGUCACACCCUCUCUUGGCAAUGCUUGAAAAGGACUCUGGGAAGUGUGACCUGGAGAAGUCAUUAGCACACCUCAUGACUGCUGUCUGUCUGCUAUGGGAGCAACACACCCAGGAGCUGGAAGGGUGGAGUGUCUGAAGGGGAACAAAGCUACUUGUAAAUGAGACGUAUAGGCAUAAAUAUUUUUUCCUGGUUUCUACAGGUGGCAUAACUGUGGAACAUUGUUUGGGGGACAGGAGAUGAGAUAAUGUGAAAGCACAUGGCUCUUACUGACUCCUAUCUGAACGAUUUUUUCUUCAUACUAGGCUGCUUUUUGGGGAUUUGGGCUUCUUUUAAUGCUGAUUGUGAACAGAGCGAGAAAUAUGAUCAAGUUAAGACUCAAGAGGUUUCUGAAGAAAGCCUUGCCAUAGUACUUGUAAUAUGAUAAGGACUUAGGAAAACUGCCCUUUUGUAUAAGGUUGCAAACCAUGUGGCUAAACUGUUACACAACGUUUCCUGUAGCAGAACAAUAUUUAUUGACUAUCUUUUCAUAAAACAACGUAUUUUGCCAUGUCAUUGCAUCAUUCCUUUGUGUUACUUUGGAAUCAAAUGCAUUGAGAAAUAGCUGUUUACUUAGAGCAAMAACUGUUAAUCUGGAAAUAAGGCAAUUCCACACUGGGGGUUACGGAGCCUCCAGRCAAGAGAGUGAGCGUACGUUUGUGUAUCUGUGUGCAUGGGUACGGUGUGUGUGAAGAGUAAUGUCCGAUAACUACCACUGGAAGAUUGUCUUAUAUACUAUGAUUAUUUUUAUGUUUAAAUCAUGUUUUUAUAUCGYGUUGUUACAAAUACUCGGUAGAUCUUUGAAGGUUUGUAUGCUGUGCUAACGCAUCCUUUUUUUCAUAUACAAGCUGAGACAGUUGUUACUCUUGUAAUAGGGCACUUUGUUUUGCAGAUAUUUUAUGAAGUAGGCAUAUUGCAUUAAUAACCAGUGCAUUGAGAAGUUGUUAUUUUACAUGUUUUGCAGCAAGUGUGGCUAACAAAAAGCAAACAACAACAACAAAAAAAAAACCAAAAAACAACAACAAAAAACAAGUAAAAAAUAAACCAACAGAAAAUAACAACUCUGUUUGAGAAAUCUUGCAGGUGAGACAGGAAAAGUAAUUCAACUAUUUCACUGUUUCAGAUAAUUUAAAAUAAAAUCACGUCAAGACAGGAAAUUUCACCAGUGCUUAAUGUGUGCAUAAAUUCCCAGGUUUUGCUAUUGACAGUUCUUUUAAACCCUUUAUGAUGUUUAGUUGCAUGWUCUUUCCUUAUGCUUUUACUUCUUGUAUUUAAUAUACCAUAUAGUAUCUUAAAGGUCACUUCUGGGUGGUUGUAGUUCAGCCAUUUAUUCCUCCUCCACCUCUAUCUUUCAUGUGUUUCCUAGAGAUGGGCCUAAUCCAAAGCUCCCUAAKGACUGGCAUGAUUAAAGUCCAGGUCUAAUUACUGUGGCCUGAACUUAAUUAUAAUGAUGAUUGCCCUAUUUACAAAUUGCUUUUUAUGCAUACAGAGGUGAGGAUUUUAGCUGCUAUGRUCUUUGUUUGUGCUGCUGAAUUCAGCUGAGGACCUCUCCCACAAUUCUACACUUCAAAAAAUACUUUCAAGGAACAUCUUGCUGCUAAUAUAUUUACAAACUCUGAUUUUAACCAUGCUUCUU